AUGUGCCUCAAGGGUACGUCAGCACGCUUUGUUUCGCCUUUGCUUGUGGCGCAAACCUUAUUUUUAUACUAUAGUUAUUCCUACGUGCUCGCAGCAGCAGCAUCGACAAUAGUGCUUAAUGCAUACCAGACCAUCAACGUCGGUAGAGCGCGCAAGGCCGCAAAGGUGCCAUACCCACAAGCAUAUGCCGAAAAAGCAGAGGCUGCGUCAUCCCCUGCUGCCUAUCGUUUUAACUGCGCACAACGCGCACACCAGAACACUCUCGAGAGCGUCCCUCAUGUCAUCCUCAGCGUGCUUGUCACAGGCUUGAAAUACCCGCACCUCGCUGCUGCUCUCGGCGGCGCCUGGGUUAUAGGUAAAGUUUUGUAUACGAUCGGCUAUUCUACUGGCGAUCCAAAUAAGGUACGUGUGGAUAAUCGUUAUUGGUAG
Fomitiporia mediterranea MF3/22 is the source of this 429-nucleotide messenger RNA. Its product is annotated as membrane-associated proteins in eicosanoid and glutathione metabolism. NCBI's taxonomy places the organism in Eukaryota, Fungi, Basidiomycota, Agaricomycetes, Hymenochaetales, Hymenochaetaceae. The transcript has 4 exons. The record is from RefSeq and is a predicted model, not a curated record. Gene Ontology annotation, cellular component: endoplasmic reticulum; nuclear envelope; membrane. The coding region runs from base 1 to 429 and encodes 142 amino acids. Gene Ontology annotation, molecular function: glutathione transferase activity; glutathione peroxidase activity.